Molecule: messenger RNA, 3870 nt
Organism: Etheostoma spectabile (orangethroat darter)
Lineage: Eukaryota; Metazoa; Chordata; Actinopteri; Perciformes; Percidae
Product: suppressor protein SRP40
Exons: 6
Coding region: 47-1621 (524 amino acids)
Source: RefSeq, a predicted model, not a curated record
UACUUGCAGUUUCAAUACGACAGUAUACAAACGAUUCAUCGAGAAAAUGCUUAGAUCCAAUUCUGGACCAAAAUCCUUUGCAAGACCUCGGCCUUCAGGAGGUAUGUACUCUUCUUCAAAGAAGUCCAAACAAAGGUGUGAGAGACCUUUGUCCCCUGAAGACCUCAACCCUCCCACCAUCUUGAGGGAGCACGGACGAAGGGGUGAGAAACCUUUGUCUAGUGGAGGCACCAACCCUUCUUUAACCAUGAAGGGGCACAAGCAUUGGGGUGAGGGCCCUUUGUCUUGUGCAGAGAACCCGCCCUCUACCACCAGGCAGCAAGAACGAAAGGAUGUGAGCUCUUUGUUCUUUGUUGGCACCAACCCUUCUACCACCAUGAAGAAGCACCGGCAAAAGGGUGAGGGCCCUUUGUCUUGUGCAGAAAACAAGGCCUCUACCACCAGGCACAAACUACUAAGGGCUGUGAGAUUUUUCUCUUCUGAUGAAGUCAAGUCUUUUACUCCAAUGCGGAAACAAGCAUGGAGGAGUGAGAGCCCUUUGUCUUCAUCUUCUGAAGACGACCAGCCUUCUACCACGAGGAGGCAGCAACAACAAAGUCCUGUGUCCUUCAUAGAGAUCAGCCUUUCUACCACCUUGAGUCAGGAUGGACAAAGUGGUGGCAGCCCUUCUUCUUCUGAUGAAGUCGAGCCUUUUGCUCCAAUGCGGCUUCAGGCAUGGAGGAGUGACAACUCUUUGUCUUUCUCUUCUGAAAAAGACAAGCCUUCUACUCCAAGGCGGCAGCAGCAUGGAAUGGUGAGACCUUCUACCACCUUGAGUCAGGAUGGACAAAGUGGUGGCAGCCCUUCUUCUUCUGAAGAAGAGGAGCCUUCUACUGCAAGGCGGCAGCAGUCAUGGAGGGGCGAGAGCUCUUCCUCUUCUGAAGAAGACGAGCCUUCUAAUACAAGAAGGCAGCAACAACAAAGUCCUGUGUCCUUCAUAGAGAUCAGCCUUUCUACCACCUUGAGUCAGGAUGGACAAAGUGGUAGCAGCCCUUCUUCUUCUGAUGAAGUUGAGCCUUUUGCUCCAAUGCGAAUUCAGGCAUGGAGGAGUGAGAGCUCUUUGUCUUCAUCUGAUGAAGACGACGAGUCGGCUAAUAGCUUUUUAUCCAUCCAUCUGAGUGCAAGAGGGAACUUAGGGGAUGCACGACAAAAUGAGGCCACAGAAAGAGUAAAAAGAGAAAGAGAGAGGUGUGAAAAGAUCAAGAACAAGAACCAGGAAGAGGAGAGGAAAACCUUUGGUCUGCUUUCAAGGAUCUACAUUUGGUGGCUCAACCGCAAGAUAGACCGCAUUGCUAGAGAAAUCCAGUCAACCGUCGUGGAUGAGCGCAACCUCCUGCGUCACGGUCACCUCGGUAAUUCAAAGAAAAUGGCAGAAAAAGAACGACUGCUUGACCGAAGGACUAAGCUGGUUGUGUACAAACGCAGACAAGAAUUUAAGGUGGAGAGGGAAGUGAGGAGGCAAAGACUGAAGGUAAAGAGGACGGAAGAAAAGGUUUCGAAGAUGGAGAAUAUCUCAGAGUUAUGCGAAAACCCAGAAAGGCCAAAGCCAGACAGGCGUAGACUUAAUUUAUAUAGCGUUUAAGAGAAAAGGAGAGCAAUCAGACAAAUGGCACCAAAUAGAAAGAGAUUUGACAAAACUGAAGUAAAGAAAUAUAAAAAAUUCUAUUAAAACAUUUGCAACCACCAUCAAAUAUCCUCCCAACCACCUGAUAACACCCUAGAUGCUUUAAUUCAAUUACAAAACGAUUAGCCCCCCUUAUGAAAUUAUACAAAUCUCUUGAUUUCUCCAUGGAAAUGACCAUUAACAUCAAGUGUUUAUAGUGUAUUUGUUUUCAACAUGACAAAGACAAAAUGUCCACUAAGUUUGAUUGGGAUAUUUUAUUGAGUUAAAACAAGAAAGGGCAAAAAUGAGACGUCCAAAAUGAUUAGCCCCCAGGCCAUUAUUAUAUCAUAUUAAAGGCCUGGGGGCUAAUACUAUAUUCAUAGUGUACCCUUUCUGAGCCAUAACUGACAACAAGCUCUUAGAGUAGUUCUUUACUAGGUUGGCUCAGGUCUCCUGAGGGAUUUUGGCCCAUUCUAUUGCAAAUUGUUCCAGCUGGUCCAAAUUGCGUGGUUUCCGAGUGUGGACAUUAACUUUGAGGACCCGCCACAGAUUCUCAAUAGGAUUGAGGUCUGGGCUCUCUGCGGGCCAGUCCAGGACCUUGGUUUUGGUAUCAUUCAGGAACUGUUGGACCAAUUUCGAUGUAUGCUUUGGGUCAUUGUCUUGUUGGAAGACCCAGCGACGAUGAAGGAUAGACUACAGAUUUCUGCAUAUUAUCCGUCAAAAUUUCAACAUAAUUUUCCUUUUCCAUGAUGCCAUGCACCCGAACAAGGCUCCCUGUACCUGAGGCUGCAAAACAGCCCCACAGCAUGAUGCUCCCCCCACCAUGUUUAACUGUGGGAACCGUGUUCUUAGGGUUGAAGGCCUCUCCCUUUCUUCGCCAAACAUAAGCAACAUCCAUGUGCCCAACCAGUUCCAGUUUAGUCUCAUCAGACCCAAGCGUAGACUUCCAAAACUCAUCUUUACCUUUCAAAUGUUCACUGGCAAACCUCAGUCUGGUUGUGAUGUGCCGCUCUUUGAGUAAAGGGGUUCUUCUGGGACGAUGGCCCUGAAGCCCACCACGAUGAAGAGCCCUCACGUCUGUGUUCCUUGAAACAUCAACUCCAGAAGAGGCCAGGUCAGCAACAAUCAUCAUUGCAGAUGUCCGUGGCUUCUUGCUGACAUCUCAGACUAUUUUCCUCUCCAGAGUUCUUGCGUGUGCUUACGACCACGCCCAGGUUUGUUUCUUGCAGAAUUUGUCUCCUUGUACUUGCAACGUACAGGAAUGGCUAUACUUCAAUUUCCAAAUGCUUGGAAAUGGCAGUAUAACCUUCCCCCUUAUCAGCGUCCACUCUCUUCUUUCUGAGCUCAAGACUUAUUUCCUUUGUCUUUGGCAUGGUGAGUAAAUGUAGUUGUAGUAGUAGUUUUAUUUUAUUUAAUUAUAUCAAGUUUUAUUGAGGCUUUGUGCCAGACGUGUUAUAGCCCAAUGUGUUGUGUGGGCAGCUGUUGUCUUCCUGUGUGUGUCUCCUCCCUUUUCCCCCCACUGUGUCUGUGUGUGUGUAUGUGUGUACGGCCGGUCGAUCUACCUCUCUGCACAGCUGCUGGCUAUUCCACUUACCGACUCCAAGUAUUUAUUCCUGGGCGAAGCUCCCCCCCGGCGCCAGAUCGAUGCACCUACCAGUGUGACCUCCAGACCUGUUGCCGUGGCUCUUCACGCUCAAGCCUUCCUACCUUCCCGCUUGGAUUCCAGAAAGAAAGUUUGGAUCCAGCACUGCCUGCCCUCCUCGGCCCCUAUCCAGCUCGGAUAGGGGCGGAGCCUACCUUGUGUUUUCUGUCCUCGGCUGCUAAAGAAACUACAAUGUUGGAAACCGAGAACUACACGCCUGGACCCGCCAUAAAAGCUUGGCAUUCAUCCAAUCCACCAAAAGACUCAACUCACGUCAAGCCAGGGUGCCAUUCCCAAUCCAUGGGUCGGACUGAGAGAGCCAACCAGGACCUAGGAGCAUCCCUUUGUUGUGUGUCUGCUCAGCGUCCGUCUUCCUGGGCCAACAUCUCCCGUGGAUAGAGGAUGCCAACAACUCCACUAGCUUCCCACCUUUCGAGGUCGCCCUUGGAUACCAACACCCCCCCUUGUUUCCUGUUCAGGAGAGGAAAUUGGCUGUUCCCUCGGUUCAGGAGAACCUAAAGUAAAGUUUGAAGCGACGCCCGGGAAGCCCUGCUCAACGAAGCAAAACUCACCACCGGCUGCAGAU